AUGGCAGUAGCUUAUGGCUCCUUGCAGAGGUGGCAUGAGGCAAACAGAAUCUGGGAAUCUAUCAUACGCACGUGUUAUGCCUCAAGCUACCGCCUUACGCAGACGACUGACUUCUUGGAUUAUCUUCUACCCAUUGUUCAACAAGAUGAGAACGACUACGAUAGAAAGAAAUGGCAAGCAGUUCGUGAUGCAAUAAAUGCGGAACGACCCCAAACACCCCGACAGAAAAACCGCGUCCCGGACUUGGUAGACUAUCUCGAUUCUCCAAUUAUGAACAUCUUGAUUGAUCAACAACCAUAUCCUUGGCCAGUCGUGAGGAAGCAGACGGCUGCUCCCGGAACCGAGAUUAGCAGAGAGACGGUGGUGAGAGUGUUCCUUGAUCGGCUAAGCGACGUGGAAAUUACCGAACAGGUUUUCAUUGCUGCAGCAAGUAAUUUCUCGCACGGCCAGAAAUUAAUGGACAUCAUGCUUGAUGGACAGGGCCAGGAUGCACAAAUUACAAAAGCUGUUCUCAGAUCGGCAGCGGUCAAUAGCCGCAGCAAGAAAACUCUCAUAUCUUCACUUUUGGGACCUCAAGAUAUUGAAGUGUACUCGGAAAUCAGCUCCGACGAAGUCUGGGAGGCACUAUCAUCACUCAUGUUAGGUUCCGAACCAACUAACGCGAAGUUGGAUGUACUGUACCUAGCCAAACUCUACUCAACGACGGAUGACACCACACUCCUGCGAACGUUGUAUUCAGCUACGGACCCUCUCAUCAUACCCUAUUUGCGGCGGGGGCUGUACCAAUUUGCAUGGGAUGAGCAAAGAUUCGGGCACUUAGACGAGCUUGUUCAGAUGCUUCCAUCAGCGGUGGAAGAUGUCAUCGCGACGAUUACUAACGCACUUCUGUCAAAUGACAAGCAUACGGUUCACAGAGCAAUCGAAAUCGCUCGUCGCCAAAGGCUUGAUACAACGAAGACAGAUAUGGUAAAUGAGGAAGUCGUCAAUGGUUGUUCCAAAGUUAUCGAAACCCGAAGUCCAGCGAAGUUGCUACAGUUCUUGGAUUGUCUUGAUGAACUCGGCAUCUCAUUUAGCUGUCAAGGCGAAGCUGAGUCUCCCCCUACCCAAUCAGCGAUACUUCCAGCAACAGUGUCCAAAGACCCUCGGUUUCUCAAAAUUCUUAUUGAGAAAAAGGUUGUAUCCCCGCGUAUGCGACCUUUCACAGUAUCCUCGCAUUGUUGGUCGAAUUUCGGUGUCAGGGAUGAAGGUGUCCGCGAAGAAAGAUGCCCUCCCAUCAGGAUGCCCGAUUGGCCGCUAUACUGUGCGAUAAUUCUCGCUUUUGACUCUGAAUUCAUACACUUCCUUUGCAUUUCGGGUGCCCGUGUCGACCAAGACCAUCCUAGUACCAGUCCAGGGGGAAGAGAAGGCUCGAUAAUCAGCCAGCUAGAACAUAUCACAGCCUUUGAUGAUUUCAAGGGCCAGUUUCGGAAUUUGAAAAGGUUAUGCCGUAACAUGGCAGGCGCACAAUUGGAUGCUAAGUAUAAGGAGUGGGAUCUUUCAAAGGUUACUGAUUUCCAUGUUUCAUGGGAAAAUUCAUUUGAACAGGCAUGGAGGUCAAUGGAUAAUAUGCUUCAAUGGACGAAUAGUGAUAGGCGGCUGGAUAACUAUGAUAAACUCCCAGAGAGACUGCAAGAUGAAGGGAUGUGGAAUAUAUGGCGUAAUGAAAUCCUAGAGAUACUCAAGUCUUUUUAG
Molecule: messenger RNA, 1731 nt
Organism: Fusarium verticillioides 7600
Lineage: Eukaryota; Fungi; Ascomycota; Sordariomycetes; Hypocreales; Nectriaceae
Exons: 1
Coding region: 1-1731 (576 amino acids)
Source: RefSeq, a predicted model, not a curated record